Strongylus vulgaris is the source of this 533-nucleotide messenger RNA. The record is from the annotation of a GenBank genome assembly. NCBI's taxonomy places the organism in Eukaryota, Metazoa, Nematoda, Chromadorea, Rhabditida, Strongylidae.
AUGCUAGCUAAAUGUGUCAAUGUGAUAGUAAUUCAGCAUGAAGCUGAACGUGUCAUGGAGGAGGCUGUUUCUCAAUGGAAGGGCAAACCGGAAGAAGAGCAGCUUUUGCUAAUGAACGCCCAAGUUCAUAUUCGUAAAGGUGACAUCGAUGGAGCGCUUGCAAUGCUGGGCACGGUACAACCAGGACAGCCAAAUUAUCACUCAGCACGCAUGAAAAUGGCAGAAAUAUAUCUGGAAGAGAAACAGGAUAAAACCAUGUUUACGAUGUGUUACAAGUCUAUGAAGAACACUUUUCAUUUAAGAGAACUUUUAAAGAGCACGCCAACAUCGGCUACUUAUGCCCUACUUGGAGAUGCGUAUAUGAGCGUACAAGAGCCAGAAAAGGCUAUCGAAGCAUAUGAAAUGGCGCUGAAAAUGUCGAAUAAGGACAUGGGGCUAACGGAGAAGAUUGGGGAGGCAUACGUCCUGUGCCACCUUUAUUCCAAGGUUCUCCUUAUUUUGCAUCUUUUAAAAAGUAGAUAUGUUUUGUAGUU